AUGACCUCAGAGAUGGCGACUGCGACCGUGACUGUCGAAGAGACGGUCGCAAGGUCACCCAGGACUCACGUCGACAGUGCCCCACUACCAACAGACUCAAUGGUCACCGUGCCACUGUCAGAGGCAGGCACGACCCCAGACGACGAAGAUGUAAGAGAAUCGGUGUCGCAACCACAGAUUAUAGUAGAGGAGAGGCCAGAGUCGUCACGACCCUUUUCAAGCGAGAUACUCAAGGCCUUUGGACGCCGCGACAGCCAGGCGAGCGUCGAGACACGCACAGUAGGCAGCCCGACUGUGUCAGUACAUGACGCCGACGCCGACGCCGACGACGCGCGAAAGUCACGGGCGCGGUUACGGCGAGAAAGCGAUGACUCGGGCAAGAGUGAGCCCGUUGACUGGGCCGAGUUGGAGAAGAAGGAAGAACAGGAGCCCGAGGGCGAGGGCCAGGACAAGGCCAUGGCACUCCUUCUCGCACGACUCGAGCAAGAGAACAACGCCCUCAUGUCCGACUCAAAAGCCGGCAUCAAAGCCUCCCGCGCCCGUAGCCAGUCUCGACCGCCCUCGUUUGGUCAGCUGAAGCGUCUCGUACAGGAAGACGAAGCCUCGCAGGUCAGAUUCUCGCAACUACCGUCACCUCCACCCAUGACCGAGCUCGAAUUCUGGGCCGCUCUUGUCCGCGACUAUCCACAAACAGUCCAGCGACUGCCGACCCUGAGUCUUAACAAGAUCCGCGGAGGCAUCCCAGCGCCACUGCGUGGUGUUGUCUGGCAGAGCGCAUCAGGCUCGCGAGAGAAGCUGAUCGAGGACCAAUACGACACACUAUGCGGCGAAUCAAGUCCGCACGAGAACAUCAUCAACAAGGACCUCGGGAGAAGUUUCCCGGGUGUUGAGAUGUUCAAAGACCCUGAAGGCGAAGGCCAGAAGAUGCUGGGUCGCGUCUUGAAGUGCUUCAGCUUGUAUGACCACAAGGUUGGGUACUGUCAGGGUCUGGGCUUCCUCGUUGGCCCGCUGUUGAUGCAGAUGGGCGACAAGGAGGCCUUUUGCGUGCUUGUCAGGCUCAUGGAAGACUACGAUCUAAGAUCUUGCUUCCUUCCAGACCUCUCUGGCCUCCAUCUGCGCAUCUACCAGUUCCAGCAACUCCUUGCGCAGCACAUGCCACAGCUCGCAAAACACCUUGACGAACUUGGCAUCGAAUCCGCAUACCUAUCGCAAUGGUUCCUGUCGUUCUUCGCCGUCACAUGCCCGCUUCCUAUGCUCUUCCGCAUCUACGACGUCCUCUUCGCCGAGGGCGCCUCUGAGACGAUUAUGAGGGUUGCACUGGCGCUGAUGAAGCGCAAUGAGCAAAAACUUCUCUCAUUAAGCGAGUUUGAAGAUGUCAUGCAGCUUCUCCUAGGCCGACAGCUGUGGGACCCGUACGGCCGUAACACCCAUUCCGCAGACGAGCUUGUGAAUGACUUUGUCGGUUUCACCAACGACGUCACCCGUGAGAGGCUGCAGGGGCUCGAGCAGCAAUAUAAGGAGUCACAAGAAAGAGACACAUCGAAACAGCAAGUCCAGAAGUCGGCGAUGUCGUUCCUUGGUCGUUUGUGGGGACCCUCCAAUUCAUCCACUAAAUCAGUGGCCCUCAGUCCGGGGUUGUCGGCGCCAUCGCGGCCUGUCAGCUUUCUGCGACGAUCUGCUUCUAAACAGAGCCUCGCCUCUACCCUCAACUCAACCGCUGACUCGGACUCCUCUGCUGCGACACAAAGCACAGCACUGACUGAUAUGUCUCGAGGAUCGACUGCCGACGCCUUCUCACUGAAGUCAGGUCACGGCUCCGUCGCCAUGGGUCAAAAUUCGAGGGUGCGCGAUCUGGACUACCAGAUCGAACAGCUACUCAUGUCUGUGAGCCAGCUGCAACGCCAGAACAGCGAGCUCGAGGCUGCGUUGCAGAAGCAGCGCGAAGACCGCAAAGAAGAUACCCGCAUCGUGCGCACUGUAGUCGACAAGAUCCGGAAGAAGACGACCACACUCGCGCCACCCACAUCCCGCUCAUCGAGGCGCAGAACCACCAUCACAGCAGCAACUGUGAUACCACCACCAGAAGACUCCGCCAACUCGGGCCUACCCGAAGAAGCCAUCGAAAUUGUGGACACGCUGGAAACGCGUUUCCCAUUCGAGCCAACCCACCACCGUGCGUCGUCCAUGUUUGAGACCAAGGAAGUGCUCCGCGAGAACAUGGCCCGCAUUAAAGAACAACUCGCCUCAGAGACUGCCCGCGCACAAGCCCUCGCGCGCGAUCUCAACGACCGCGACACCGAACUGCAGUCCGCACGUGACGCGCUGAAAGACACGCGCCACCGCGCCCAAGGAUACUAUAACCAGGUCCAGCAGCAGGAAAAGACUAUCCAAGACCUGAAGCAAAACGCUCGGAAGAAUUCAGCAGUGGCAUCUUGGACAGGCGCGGAUUCUGGCCCAGACACGCCUCCCACGCUCUCCCGCUCCACCACUGCAGAUAGCAUAUCCGGCGGCCUUCGCGAACUCCGCCUCGGCCGCACACCCUCUCAAAAAUCCCAACACCCGCCCACCACCGUCUUCUCCAAGCGCUCCUCCUCCCUCGCAACCCAGCAAAUCCUCGCAACAGACAACAAUGCGCCUGCCGAUAACGAAGCUCUGUUGCUCGAGCUCGUCAACGCGAAAACCGCGGAGGCCGUGGCGAAGCAGGAACUCGAGGAGAUGAGGGCGCGGUUUGAGGGUAUGAAGAGGGUCAUGUCGGGUCAGGCGACGAGUCCGAUUCCUAGUCCAGGUGGGGUUGUGGGCGGGGAGAAGAAGAACGAGGGUGCGGCGCAGGCUGCUGGAGGGUGGAAUUGGGGCGGAUGGAAGAGGACGGUUAGCUCGAGUGGGGCAUAA
This is a messenger RNA of Parastagonospora nodorum SN15, 2889 nucleotides long. RefSeq lists its product as hypothetical. The record is from RefSeq and is a predicted model, not a curated record. Lineage: Eukaryota; Fungi; Ascomycota; Dothideomycetes; Pleosporales; Phaeosphaeriaceae. The transcript has 3 exons. The coding region runs from base 1 to 2889 and encodes 962 amino acids.